Molecule: messenger RNA, 1231 nt
Organism: Merops nubicus (carmine bee-eater)
Lineage: Eukaryota; Metazoa; Chordata; Aves; Coraciiformes; Meropidae
Gene: SPRTN
Product: SprT-like N-terminal domain
Exons: 4
Biological process (GO): DNA repair
Cellular component (GO): nucleus
Molecular function (GO): single-stranded DNA binding; metalloendopeptidase activity; polyubiquitin modification-dependent protein binding
Source: RefSeq, a predicted model, not a curated record
CUGUGCAGGAGUGUGUAGAUAUGAAGGAAAGGGUGGAAUGUGUUCCAUUCGUCUGAGUGAGCCACUCCUAAAGUUAAGGCCAAGGAAGGAUCUCGUUGAGACACUGUUGCAUGAAAUGAUCCAUGCCCUGCUUUUUGUUACUAAUAAUGACAAAGAUCGUGAAUCUCAUGGGCCAGAGUUCUGCAAACACAUGCGUCGCAUUAAUCGCCUGACUGGAGCCAAUGUCACAAUCUACCAUAGUUUUCAUGAUGAGGUGGAUUCGUACCGCCAGCACUGGUGGCGAUGCAAUGGCCCCUGUCAAAACAGAAAGCCUUAUUUUGGGUAUGUGAAACGUUCCAUGAAUAGAGCACCCUCUGCCCGAGACUUCUGGUGGGCUGAGCAUCAAGAGACGUGUGGAGGCACAUUCACAAAAGUGAAGGAACCAGAGAACUUCUCUAAGAAAUCUAAGGAGAAAACUCAGCCAGCAAAACUUCCAAAUUCUGAAUCAACUAACAAAGGCAAGACACAAAUGCGUGAAACGCAAGGUGUGGUACCCUUCAGUGGAAAAGGACAUAGGCUUGGAGGAGGAGACAGCGGACUCUCAGAAAACAGCACAAAUUCCAGCACCCGUGUUAGAAGCAGUGGAAUGCCUGGUUCACAGCAUCAUUCAGCAAGGACAGUACCAAUCCCUAAAAAUGAGAUAAAAUUUGAAAAAUCGCCCCGUAGUGGCAUCUUCUUUCCACUUUAUGAUGAUGCUGCUGUUGAGAAGAUCAACUUAGCGUCAAAGCGUGAGUUUCCUAAACUCUCUGUUGCUAAUACAAAAGCUUACAAGAAUGUUAGUGGAUCGCCUGUUAAAAUUGCACGUGUCAUGGAAGAAAAACCAAGCCAAGGUUCUGCAAAAGGCAAGAGAGUUAUGCCACUCUGUAACAGGCCACCAAAGCAAAUGUGUUUUGAGCAGACAGUAACAGCUCAGGUUGCAUAUGAGAAGAAAAGCUCUGAGUGGACUAACACGCUGGAGCAGUGGCCAAAAAUGGAAGACAAAACUGCCUUUGAAAAGUAUUUCAUUAAAAAAGGGAGUGCUGAUGUCACUUCAAGUAUAAAUACACCCAUGAAAACCAAAGCUGAAUCUACAGUGUCUUCUGCAAGUUCCAGCACUGCUGUAAGGCAGGAUAAAAAAGUGAGUUGUCCUGUUUGCCAGACUGAGGUUUUGGAGUCUGAAAUAAAUGAACACCUUGAUUCUUGUCUUGCAUAA